AUGCCUGAACAAGUUGCUGAGCUGGAUGUCAAUAGGGUUGGCAAACCACCGCUUGCAGCAGCAGUCUCCAAUGCCGGAGGGCUGGGGAUCCUCACCGCCCUCACGCAGCCUACCCCGGAGGCGCUUCGCGUUGCCAUCCGCGAAACGAGAGCUGCUACAGACAAGCCGUUCGGCGUCAAUAUCACCCUACUGCCCACCAUCAAUCCUCCGGACUAUGAGGGUUAUGCCCGCGCUGCUGUAGAGGAAGGCGUUCGAAUCUUCGAGACAAGCUCCCUUCCCUCUCGUUACCAGUCCGCAGAACGUAUGGGUGUCGACGUGCUCAGUAUUGACGGCUUCGAAUGCGCCGGCUAUCCAGGAGACGAUGACAUUGGUGGCCUCGUUUUGCUAGCGAGGGCAGCUCAGGAACUGAAGAUACCAUAUACUGCCUCCGGUGGAAUUGCUAAUGGCCGUGGACUAGCUGCUGCCCUUGCGCUCGGUGCUGCUGUACGCGUUUCAUGUGCACCAUCGAGUCCAAUUCAUCAAAACAUUAAGGACACGAUCGUGAAGGCGACUGAACAAGAUACAAUACAUAUCUUUCGCACCCUCAAGAACACUGCUCGUGUUUUCAAGAAUGCGAUCGCUACGGACGUCGUCGCUAUGGAACAUAGAGAUGGCGGUGCUCAGUUUCCGGAGCUUCGCGAUUUGGUGUCUGGUACACGAGGUAAACUUGUAUACGAGAACGGGGACCCGGAAUACGGUAUAUGGAGUGCUGGUGUUGUGUUAGCCCUCACCAAGGAUAUACCAAGUUGCGAAGAACUGCUCAAGGGGAUAGAGAAGGAGGCAGAGGAUACUAUUGCAGAGAUGAGCAGAAGGGUGCGACCGAAAGCCAAGCUAUAG
Molecule: messenger RNA, 876 nt
Organism: Pisolithus orientalis
Lineage: Eukaryota; Fungi; Basidiomycota; Agaricomycetes; Boletales; Pisolithaceae
Exons: 7
Coding region: 1-876 (291 amino acids)
Molecular function (GO): nitronate monooxygenase activity
Source: RefSeq, a predicted model, not a curated record